This is a messenger RNA of Xenopus laevis (African clawed frog), 4802 nucleotides long. It is a transcript of the gene lnpep.S, whose product is annotated as leucyl/cystinyl aminopeptidase S homeolog. Lineage: Eukaryota; Metazoa; Chordata; Amphibia; Anura; Pipidae. Gene Ontology annotation, cellular component: plasma membrane; membrane; cytoplasm. The record is from RefSeq and is marked predicted. Gene Ontology annotation, molecular function: aminopeptidase activity; metalloaminopeptidase activity; metallopeptidase activity. Gene Ontology annotation, biological process: peptide catabolic process; proteolysis; regulation of blood pressure.
GCUUGGGACUUGAGAGCCGCCUGUCAGUUCGUGUGGGUGGGAGACUGCUUGGAAGGGCGACAUUACCGGGGAGGGAAGAGGAAGUGCACGGGGAUAGUCGCUCCUUCUCCCGGUGCUCUAAUCUGUGGUCCGUCCCUGGCACGGGUAGCUCUGCACUCUGGCGCACUAUGGUUCCAAAUUAACUGCCGCAGUGCAUCCCCCCAGCGUAUUCAUCUCACUCCCUUCCCUUCUUUGGGCUGUGAGAUACACUGAGUCCCUGAAGCGAACACGCGCGUCCUGAACAUGGAGAAGUCAAACGAUCGGGCCCAGUUGCCAAGAAAUAUGAUUGAAAAUAGUAUGUUUGAAGAAGAACCGGAUGUGGUUGACUUGGCCAAAGAGCCAACUAUGAAUUCUUUAGAGUCUGAGGAAAUGGAGUACGAACCAAGAAGCUCUAGAUUACUGGUUCGUGGACUGGGCGAACAUGAAUUGGAUGAAGAUGAAGAGGAUUAUGAAUCCUCUGCAAAACUGCUAGGCAUGUCAUUCAUGAACAGAAGCUCAGGUCUUCGCAAUAGUGCCACAAACUACAGGCAGGUUCGAGAUGGAUUGUGCCCAGUGUCUUCUCCAAGGACAGUUAUUGUGUGUGUAGUUGUUGUCAUCAUUGCAGUCUCUUUAGUUACUGUGGUUUAUCUUCUUCCAAAGUGUACCUUUACCAAAGAGGGAUGCCAUGAAAAAAAAGCAAUGGAACUAGUUUAUCCUAUUGCUAGAAAUGGAAAAGUUUUCCCAUGGGCAAUAAGUAGACUUCCAAAUUCCAUAAAACCGAUACAUUAUAUUCUUACCUUACAUCCAAACAUGACAACCAUGUCUUUUACUGGCACUGUUCAGAUAAAUCUGAAUAUCACUGCACGCUCCAAGAAUAUUGUGCUACAUAGCUCAGACCUUCGCAUCACAAAGGCAAAUGUUUUGGUACCUGGGGGAACAACUAUGGAUGCUGAGGUUCUGGAAUAUCCCAGGUUUGAGGAGAUUGCUAUUAUUUCACCUGAAUCAUUGCCGAAGGGCAAUUGCUUGCUAACAAUUGAAUAUACAUCUAACUUUUCAAGCAGCUAUUAUGGAUUUUACAAAAUUGAUUACAUGGAUAAAGGCAGCAAAAGAUCACUUGCAGCCACUCAGUUUGAACCAACUGCAGCAAGAAAAGCAUUUCCAUGCUUUGAUGAACCUGCUUUCAAAUCCACAUUCCAGAUUAACAUCAUAAGAAAGGAUGAAAGUAUGAUUUCUCUUUCAAACAUGCCAAAGGCAAAAACAAGCACAACCAGUGAUGGGCUGCUUCUAGAUGAGUUUUCAACCAGUGUCAAAAUGAGCACUUAUCUAGUUGCUUUUAUAGUAGGCGAUAUAAAGAAUACUACUCGAGAAACAAAUGAUACUCUGGUUUCAGUAUAUACUGUACCAGAGAAAACGGAUCAAGUCAAGUAUGCUUUGGAUUCUGCAGUAAAGCUUUUGGAUUUUUAUUCAAAUUAUUAUGGAAUUAAAUACCCACUUGAAAAAUUAGAUCUGGUGGCUAUUCCUGACUUUCAAGCAGCGGCAAUGGAAAACUGGGGGCUGAUCACAUUUCGGGAGACUUCACUUCUAUACAAUGAAGAUUCCUCUUCUAUUAAGGAUAAGCAAACCAUAACCAUAGCAAUUGCUCAUGAACUGACUCAUCAGUGGUUUGGAAAUCUAGUAACCAUGGAAUGGUGGAAUGACUUGUGGCUAAAUGAAGGUUUUGCAACAUAUAUGGAAUAUUUCUCUGUCAGCUCUCUCUUCCCAGAACUGAAUUCAGAAAAUAGCUUCUUGAAAAUGCGCUUCAUGGCCCUAAAAAAGGACUCCUUGAACGCUUCCCAUCCGAUAUCUACAGAUAUUCGAUCUCCAGAGCAGAUUGAGGAAAUGUUUAAUGAUUUGUCUUAUAUUAAGGGCGCAUCCAUUUUAUUAAUGCUUAAAACGUUCCUGUCAGAGGAUAUGUUCCAUCUCAGCAUCAGAAGCUAUUUGCAAAGCCAUCAGUAUGGAUCUACGACCAGUGAUAGUUUAUGGGACAGCUUGAAUGUGGUCACCAAGGAAAAUCCAAAUGUGAAAAACAUGAUGAAGACAUGGACUCAGAAGGCUGGUUAUCCGCUAGUGACAGCUCUGAGGAAAGGCGAAGAGAUCACUGUCCGGCAGGAACGGUUUCUUCGUUCUACGAAACCAGACCAUGCAACAAAUGCCAGUACUGUAUGGCAUAUUCCACUGACUUAUGUAACCAAAAAGUGUAAUGGUGUGGAUCCUGACUGUGACAAAGUCUAUCUACUGAAAGCGCCUACAGGCACAAUAAAUGUGUCAAGUGAGUUUCCAUGGGUGAAGUUCAAUGUCAACAUGACUGGUUACUAUAUAGUUGACUAUGGUGCUGACGGCUGGGAUGCCCUUAUUGAGCAACUUCACAGGGAUCACACAGUUCUGCAUUCCAGUGACCGAGCCAAUCUCAUCCAUGACAUAUUCAUGCUUGCAGGUGUAGGGAAGGUCCCUCUGGCAAAGGCUUUUAAACUGCUUGGGUACCUUGUGAAUGAAACAGACAGUGCCCCCAUCAUUCAAGCCUUGCACCAGUUUUACCAUAUUCGCGGUAUCUUGUUAAAGCGUGGUUUGGAUGACCUGUCCGACAAACUAAUGGAGCGUGGUUUAGAUCUACUCAAUAAUACUCUCAUCAAACAAACAUGGAAAGAUGAAGGAACACUUGCUGAACGAGAGUUGAGAACUUCUCUCCUGGAUUUUGCCUGUUCAAAUGGCGUUCUAAACUGUUUAGAUAGAGCAACAGAGCUAUUUAAUAGUUGGCGUUUUAAUGAAACAAGAAUUCCCUCAGACGUUAUAAAUAUUGUGUUUAAGGUUGGUGCAAAAACUACAGAAGGCUGGACCUUUCUCCGGCGUAGAUACGAUUCUUCAAUCUAUGAAUCAGAAAAGAGUAAAAUCCUCGAAGCUCUUGCAAGUACAGAUAAUGCUAAAGAUUUACAGGGGUUGAUGCAGGAGAGUCUCGCUGGGGGCUCUAUAAGAUCUCAGGAGCUGCCUAAUGUUAUUUCAUUCAUCUGUCGAAGAUCACCUGGAUAUUUGCUGGCCUGGAACUUUGUCAAGCAGAACUGGAAUUUGAUAACACAGAAGUUACUGCAUUUUAAUUCAACCAAGGAGAAGAGCAGAGAAGUGUGGUAUGUCAAAGAGGCCUUGGAGACAAUCAAGCUGAACAUCGAAUGGAUGAAAAAUAACCUUGAUAGCCUUAAGACCUGGUUGUUGCCCUCCCACUAGAAUGUAGAUGUUCCAGAGAACUACUUAUGAACAGUUGCUCUGUUGCUUUUUCAGAAGCAAGGGUGAAAACUGCAACAUUGUUUGCACUAUUUUAAUGUUCUUGACAGCUCAGGGUGAAAAACAAAAAAAUCCUUUUUUUUUUUUUUUGCGUGUGAAUGCUGAGAUGGAGAGAGAAUGUAUUUAUUACAAAGUGUGGUAACCACCACAUUGUUGCCAUAAAGCUCUACAGAGUGUCAACAUCUUUCACUGUAUUACACUUUGUUUAAAGGGGAGCUUCGCAAAAACAUAACUUGAGCUUUUUGAAAAGUAAACAUAAUUUCAAGCAACUUUGCAAUAUACAUCAUUUAAAAAAAUAUGCAGACUUUUCAUGAUUUUUAAUGGUUUCUGACAGUUCCCUAAGCCUAGUCCCCUGCUGAUCUCUCUGACUACUUUGCUGGGCUGGCUGACUACUGUUACUUUGUCAACAGCCAGCCGUCCUUAGCCUGUAUCCUCCAAACCCCACAAUUCCCUGCACACAUGAUUUCAAUAAGGAAAGGAACAUCACAGUGCAAUGCAUUGUGGGUUAUGUAGUUCCUGCAUGCUGUCUGUCAGCUGUGGAGAAGUUGUUACAAUUUGUAACAUCAGUGUUUAGUUCAUCCUUCCCUGCCAGGAUUUCAAAUGAUGCAGAAAGAGAACUGUUAACCAGCUGGAUUUCAGCAUAGAAAAUGGCAUUUAUUCAUACUUUUUGAAGGAACAGGUAACUGUGAUGUGUAUAUUAGGAGUUUCUGUGUUAUGUGGGCCUCUUUAUCACAUUUUGGGUUGGAAGCCGGAGUUCCCCUUUAAGAAAAACACUGUUUUCCAGUUGCUUGUUAAACUUUGAACUAUACAGUGCUCACGCUAGCAGUUUACUAAGUGCUAUCCAUUGGAAAAAUGAAUGCCACUCACUGACUGUAAAUAGGCAUUGUAAGCACCCCUCUUAUAUCUGAAACGUGAACAUCUUUAAUGAAGAGGCCUGUGGACUAUCAAUUUAAUUAUGUUUAAGGCUGCAUCUGUCUGACACCAGUUUCACUGUCCAUUACUGGGAUUUUUCAAACUGAAAAGUCCAGCACCAAGUGCAAAGGAGCUUGUAGAAGAGGAUUUCAUCCAAGCUAAGUUUACUUCCCUUGAAUAUACUCUGCUUAGAUCUACUUUUGCUUUAGUAACUGAUGUUACCGUCUCAUCUGUUUAGAGAAACAGGUAUAGGGAUACUGUUACUUUCUCCCUUACUGUGGCAGCUUACAAUAAGUGUUGUUGGGGGCACACCUAUGAUUGAUUGUUCUGUGUGGUUUUUAAAGAAUAUCUGGGGUUAAAAAGUACAAUGCAAUUUUAGAGCUUUGGUUAGGUUUUUAAGAUACUGAUAAGAUUUUGGUCUAAUACAACAACUGCUUGAAAUGUCUUGAAAAGAUGCAAAUAUGGGUGUAUGCUUUUGAUGCAAACUCACGUCUGUGCUUACACAAAAUCUAUUGUAUAAAUUAUACAAUUAUAAUAUAAACUUCUUUUUGUAUUAUGUU